This is a messenger RNA of Pestalotiopsis fici W106-1, 1521 nucleotides long. RefSeq lists its product as uncharacterized. The transcript is spliced from 6 exons. Gene Ontology annotation, biological process: transmembrane transport; dipeptide transport; tripeptide transport. Lineage: Eukaryota; Fungi; Ascomycota; Sordariomycetes; Amphisphaeriales; Sporocadaceae. The coding region runs from base 1 to 1521 and encodes 506 amino acids. The record is from RefSeq and is a predicted model, not a curated record. Gene Ontology annotation, molecular function: dipeptide transmembrane transporter activity; allantoate transmembrane transporter activity. Gene Ontology annotation, cellular component: plasma membrane.
AUGGCAGCCAUAAUUGACGAAAAAGCACCCAGGACGGAUGCUCCCACCGAUUCGUUCGAGGAUACGACUUCGGGAUCAGACCGCGACCUGGACGAAGCCUACCAGGCGUACAAGGCCACGGAACAGCUGGAAGCCACCGAGUCCGAGGCCAAGAAGGUGCUGCGCAAGAUUGACGUCCGCGUCGUGCCCGUUCUUUUCGUCACAUAUAUGCUUCAGUACCUGGACAAGAACUCCUUGAACUUUGCUAGUGUAUACGGCCUACAAGAUGGAACAAACCUCCAUGGCCAAGAUUAUUCUUGGCUCGGAUCGAUCUUCUACUUUGGAUAUCUGAUUUCACAAUUCCCAUCAGCAUUCUUACUCCAAAAACUGCCUAUUGGAAAGUUUGUGUCUAUCACUACAGUAUUAUGGGGUAUCAUCCUCAUGACUACACCUGCAUGCACAUCAUUCGCAGGCAUUGCUACCAAUCGCUUCCUCCUGGGUUUCACUGAAGCAACUGUCAACCCGGCUUUUGUGUGGAUCAUGUCCAUCUGGUAUACAUCUGCAGAACAACCUCUACGACUAGAGGCAUACUACUGCACCAAUGGCAUUGCCACCAUGUUUGGUGGUCUGAUUGGGUACGCUGUCGGACACAUCACGACUGGUCUUCCGCGUUGGAUGUAUGUGUUCCUCAUCUUUGGAGCCAUCAGCACGGCUUGGGGCGUGGUCAGCUUCCUCAUCCUCCCCGACACGCCGGCGACUGCAAAAUUCCUUACCGAAAAGGAGCGCGCCAUCGCUACCGGCCGCGUCUCCAAGAACCGCCAGGGCGUCAAGAACCACCACUUCAAAAAGGAGCAAGCCAUUCAGUGCUUCAAGGACCCCAAGACGUGGAUUCUCUUUGUCAUGGCCGUCGGAGCCCAGGUCCCCAAUGCCGCCAUCACCAGCUUCACCAGUCUCAUUGUCAAGAGUUUCGGUUUCGAUACCCUGGGCACGCAAUACCUCCAAAUCCCCGGUGGUGCCGUCCAGUUCCUAGCAUUGAUUAUUGGUGGGUUUGUGUGCACCAAAUGGCCCAACAACUCGAGGUGCAUCACCAUGCUUGUCGCCAACACGAUUUGUAUCUUGGGUGCUGCCAUGCUCGUCGGAUUGCCCAGUAGCAACAAGUGGGGUCGUCUCGUAGCUCUUUGGCUUUGCUACUUCCAGGGUCUUGGUUUCUCCAUGUCCCUCACCAUGGUGUCGUCCAACAUUGCCGGAUCAACAAAGAAGCAGCUCACCUCGGCUGUACUUUUCACUGGCUACUGCGUUGGCAACAUUAUUGGACCUCAGACAUUUAUUGACUCGGAAGCUCCCGGCUACCACAGCGCAUACAUUGCCAUGCUGGUUGGAUACGUGGUGAAACUGCUAUCGAUUGCAGUGCUCUACCUCUACAUGUGGCGCGAAAACAAGAGGCGCGAUGCUGCGGGCUGGACUGAUGAAAAGGCGGCUGUGGAGGCAGGCAUGCAUGACCUUACUGAAAUUGACAACAAGGGCUUUAGAUAUUCCUUGUAG